Molecule: messenger RNA, 5290 nt
Organism: Cloeon dipterum
Lineage: Eukaryota; Metazoa; Arthropoda; Insecta; Ephemeroptera; Baetidae
Product: nucleolar protein dao-5-like
Exons: 11
Coding region: 411-4622 (1403 amino acids)
Source: RefSeq, a predicted model, not a curated record
GUGUGCCAGUUUUCGGGAGACCGGCGCGGUGCCGGGUUCAAAGCACUGUUGAUCCGUUUUUUGUGGACAAUCGGCCAAUUACUACGCGAAAGAGGGGUGUCGUCUUUUCUUUCCACCGUGCGCGAUUCGUGCGGUGCCGGCGGCCAGAGUAGUCUCUUCUCUCCCUCUGCAUACAUACACACAAACGCAGAGGCAGGCGGAGGGCAGUUAGUUUUGUGUGUCGGUGCCAACCCACGGGCCGACUAAAAUAACCCACAGCCCGAAGCCUCCUGGUUGAAAUGUGCGUUGAGAGUUAGAGGCAGAAAGGAGCGCAACCGCCGAACGCACGCCGGGACUCAAACCCUGUCGCUUCAACCCUUCUCAGACAACAAUCGAAUCAAAUAUCUGGUGGGACCAAGCGAGGGUCCAACAUGUCAGAAGGUGCAAUGGGUGGGGGACCUGGAGUGCCACCGCCUCCACCGCCCCCACCACCCCCAAUGCCGGGUCCAGGAGCACCGAUGGCAGCCAGACCCAGGCUGCCGCCUACCAGCUCCCUGGAGCCGCCGGCGGCCAUCCAAGUGGCCAUGAUGGGCCAGAGCAAAGACAAAAAGCCGUUCACGUACACGCCAGGUGGCAUCGACCUGUCGCAGAUCAAAAGCCCCCGCAUGGCCCGCCGCAUAUGCCGCAACGCCGCCAAUGAGGGCAUCUGCGGGCCGCCACCGCCGCCGACCAACGGCCAGCAGCAGGGUCCGCCGCCCCCGCCGAUGAUGCCUCCUCAGGUCGCGGUGCAAGUGCUGCCCCCGCCGCCUCCUGCGAUGCCGCAGAACAGACCACCGCCGGCGCCACAACAGGUGCGGCCUCCGAUGCCCCCGUCAUCGCCGCAGCAGGUGCGUCCGCCCCCGCCACCCCAGCAGAUGCAGCAGGUGCGUCCUCCGCCGCCGCAGCAGCCCCCGCGGCCCCUGGCAGAGUUGAUUAAGGCCUCGCUGCCCCCGCAGUCGCCGCCCUCGCCGCAGCCUCAAAUGCAACAGCGGCCACCUCCGAUGCCACAGGUGGUGCGUGCCGCUCCCGCUCCUGCACCACCUCCGCCGCCCCCACAAACUUCUCAGUCUCCUAUCCCUCAACAGAUGCGAAGUGAGCCUGUUCGCGCUUCCCCGACUCCAACGCAAUUGCAUCAGCCGCCUGCAGGCACCCUUUACAUCCCAGUGGUGAUGCAGCAACAGCCGCAGCCUAUGCAGCAUCCGCCUCAGGUGCAGCCAGCCUCAGUGAUGCUGAACCGAACGCAGCAGUGCAUGCCCUGGAUGAAUUCUGCCUCGCCCUCGCCCCAGUCUCCGGUGCCCAUGUGGUCUCCUCCGGUGACCCAGCCUAGUAGCAGAAUCAUCCCCAUUCAAGUGGAGGGUCGCAACUCGCCGAUGAGCCCUCCAGCCAGCAAACCGCAGGCUAACAUCAGGGUCAUACCCAUCCAGAUCGAAGGCAGAUCCGCCGCCAGUCCUCCAGCAGCAAACCCCGGAGUGCAGUCUCCAAGGGCUGGUGGUGGUCACGGUUGGGCAUCCCCUGCUCCAGAUAAUCCAACACAGUCUCGCUCAUUCAGGGUGCUCCAGCGAAUCACCUCCUACGACGAGAUCGAGGGCGAGCCCCAAGCGGCGCCGGUCACCCAAACAGGGCCGCCCCCACCUGCCCCGAUAUCACAGAUGCGGAAGCUGCAGCUCUCCAACGAUGAUAGGGCGCUGAUGGACCGCUUUAAGGCACAAGAAAUGAAAAAUGGCUUCACAACCGGGAGCAAACCAAUUGGAAGGAGCAAGGAAGAUGUUUACGAUAAUACAUAUGAAUUUGUCGACGUAGACUCUUCUUUGCACACAGAAGCUGACCCAAGAUAUCGCGGCGCAGCUAUUCCGUCCAGGGCUUUCAAAAUGCUGCAAACAAUGACUGGUCCCGACGGAAACGGCGCCUCCGCCAGUGAAGACUAUGUGCAAGUGCAAAGAGCACCAGUGCAACAGGCGAGAGUGACGUCAGAGCUCUAUGUGCCUCCUUCAGAGCAGAGCGCUCAGCCUGAGCCUCGCAAGUAUACUGGCAGUGCUAUCCCCUCGCGGUCUUUCAAGAUGCUCCAAGCCAUGACAGGAACGAAUCAAGAUGAAAACGGCCUGGCUUAUAGCGAAGUACCUGCUGAGGCUAUGUAUUAUCCAAACCAAUCCCCAUGUCCUUCUCCCUAUUCGUGGUAUUACCCUCCAGAGGGAAGCUCAGGCGACCCUGUCUGGGAUUCUUACAUGUACGCUUAUUACCAAACUUACGGCCAGUAUCCUCCAGGAUACUAUUACCCAAGCGGGUAUGAGUCUGAAGAAUUUUCGGGCUACUCAUCCACAGAGGAAAUGGGCUAUUACGACCCAAAUCAGGCGGCGUAUUAUGCUGCACAGCAAGAGUCGCAAGACGAAUCAGAAAAUCAAGCAGCAUCGACGACCGAUCAAGACCAAAAUUCUUCUGAAGAUAGCGAGGAUUCUGAAACAGAGGUAGAGGAAAGCGACGAGGAGGAGGAGGAGAGUGUUGAGCCGAAGCGAUUGAGCAGUGGAGCAAUCCAAGCCAUUAAAUCCGUGACUGAUGUCAGGGUUAUUGGAACCGACGACGACGAAAGUGAAAUCGAUGAAGAAGAGCCGCCGAAUAAUCAAGAGCCUAACCUCCAGCUGGGAAGCAAGCAGCUCAGUGUAAUUUAUGAAGAAAGUGAGCAGUCUGACGCAGAGAGUGUGAGAAGGAUGAGAUGCGGAUGGAAGUCAAGCAAGUCUUGCACAGAAACCGAAUCUAGCGAUGGGGAAACCGAGGACGAGUACCCAAACACCAGCGCCAAGGAGGAAGAGGAGGACGAAAGCACAGAAGAGGAAUCAGAUGAAAAGGUCACCACGGCGAAAAGUGUCUCACCAAGUGAGUCGAGGACAACAGUUGUAAAGGUAGAGAGUGACGAAGAGGAAGAGGAGGAGGAGGAGGAGGAAGAAGAAGAAGAAGAAGAGGAGGAGGAAGAAUCAGAGGAAGAAGCCACCCCCAAGAAGCAAACUAUAGAAGUAAAAGAAGAUUCUGAUGAGGAAGAGGAGGAGGAUGGAGAGGAGGACAAGCCUGCUGCAAAACAGGAAUCCAGCUCUGAGGAAGAAUCAGACGAGGAAGAUGAACCACCAGUUAAAAAACCAGUGGAAGCAGAAGAAGAAUCUAGUGAUGAAGAAUGUGAUAGGCGGUUGAAAAAUUCAUCAACCGUCGUUGAAAUUUCCAAAGCAGACUCGAUGGAGAUAAAGCAAGAGUCUGAUUCCGAAGAAGAAGACAGCGACGAUGAAGCAAACGCCACCGUUACUGUCCGUCUGCCACUAAGGAUAAAAAUUAGCCCAAGCAGCACUAAUUGCGGUCCCGUGGCCACUCUAACCGUCGGAAACAGCGAGCAGGUGCAGAGCUCCGAGGCAAAGGCCGCAGCCAAGGUGGAGGAGUGGAUGCAAAGAAGCGAGUCUAACGCCAGCAUUGGGAGCAGUCCGGAAGUGUCCAUCUGUCUGUCUCUGCCACUGAAAAGGACGCCUGCCCCACCUCCUGAAAACGAGGACAGCCACUGGGAGGACGACUCGAGCAGUACAAGCAUCCAGACUGUGAGGCACAGGCGCAACAGCAGCGUCCCUAGCGUCGCCACGACGCACCAGGUGGACAGUGACCGUGAGGAAAGUGAGCCGUCGAGUCCGCCAAUCCAUCAGAACAAAGAGGAGCCUCCCAAGGUUCCCAUAAAACCGCAGAGGAGCACCAGCUCUGUCUGCGAGAAGAAGUGCAAACGGAACAAAAGACGCAGCUCGACAGAGGACGACUCCGGUGUCACUGACCUGAGCCGCCAAAUCUCGGACAGCGAGUCCGAAGUGGGACUGGAUCUCAUGCUGGCAUGUCAGCGUGCUGCCACGCAUUCGCGCCUGUUCAAGCUGCUGCAAGAUGCUGGCGUCUGCAGCGACGACGAAGAGGACGACGAUGCAGAAGAGGGCAGCGGCGAACAGCCGGCCGAGUCCAAGGACGUAAUCGUGCCGGUGACCAAGCCGGACGUCAAGCCCAAACGGGACACCUUGCGACUACCUCUGCAGGCCGAAAUGUGCGACAGCAGCAGCCUCAGCAGUUCAGAAAUCACCUCGCCUGCGUCUCCAACGGUGGCAGCCAAACUGGUGCGUGAGCUCGCGAAGGAAUUGUCAAAGAAAAAGGGCAAGAAGAGUAAGACGAACCGCAUCCACGCAACAGCUCUUCGGAUCAUGAAGGAGGAGGACAACGAUCCUUACGACACGGGAACCACCGGAAGCUCGGCCUCCUCGGACAGCGGAGGCGCCAGACCGUCGCCUUUGCAGACUCAGCAGCCACCGCUCAUGAUGCCGCAGUACUACCCUGCUUACCCUCCGCACAUGUACGGACCCCACUAUUACGAUUACGUUGAUUAUUACAAUUCUUGGGGCAUGAUGGACCCCAGAGAGUACGCCGCCAUUCCUGCCAGGGCAUACAGGGUUCUGUCGCAGCCUGGUGUCAAUCCUAUGGACGCGCAGUUCGCCAAGUGUCCGCGGAUACGGCCGUUCGUCCAGUCGCCCCUUAUGGUCCCAAACCAAUCCUCUCCCACGCCUAAUUCGCAGGCCAACACUUCUUGUAAUUCAGCCUCGUGAACCAUCUGAAUUGCUCUUCUAUUACUCACUUCAAUUAUAAACCCCAGGUGCGGGUCACUACUCGGAUUUGUAAAACUCUGAAGCGAAGUCGAUUGAACGGAUGCUGCAGAAAGUCGCCCUCGCGCAGGAGACAGUGCUACAAGUCGAUUGAGAGAUGGCAUACACAACUCAAAAAUAAAAAUGUAUACACUAUAUGCGAUGUAAAUACACUGAUAUGAUUGUAUCCUGCGAAAGUGUGAGUCACGAAACAAUCAUAUUGAGCUUUUAAUCCAGUGCAUUUUUGUCUAGUUUGCUGCAGUCAAUUGCAUAAUAUCUGUUUGUAUAAAAAAUAUACGUGCUACUUUUUGUUCUCAAGCUCUCUCUCUCCCUCUUUAUCGAUUUCGUCAGGUCACCAUCUUGUUUUAGUAUUUGUAAUGACUAACCUUGUCGCGAAAAAUGUCUCAUGAACUUGACAUGCAUUUUAAUAAUACCACCAGAAUGUGUGGGAUGCAGCCAUGGAGAUUUAUUUGAUGUUGAUAGUUAAAUAAUAUGCGAUUAUCUUGCGUGCUUAAUUUUUGCCAAUUUUGUGAUCAUCUGUAGAGAAUGUCUUUUUUUUAGUUCCAAGCUUAUGGCUUCUUUCAAGUUUUGUAAGGAAUUGAAAUUAAAAAAAUAUACUUAAAACGUGGAAA